AGAGAGAGAGAGAGAGAGAGAGAGAGAGAGAGAGAGAGGAAGAGAGACAAGCAACGUUGAACAGAAGCGCGCGUGUUCGUUGGAGAAAAAGUCUACGGCAAGAAAACCCGAGAUUCAGCUAUGGGUCUGCGGGGGAUGCUGUACCGGGCCGCGAGAAACAGGCGGGUGUGGACGCUGGUCACGAUCCUGUUCCUCUUCUAUGUUAACAUCAUCCAGAUAGCCAACAUGACGCGGAGUGAAGAAGAGUCUCGGAGAUUCGAGUGGAGACAGGCAAAGGCCAAGCAAGCUGAAGAUUCGAAAUUCAAUUUUUUUCAAGACGAAAAUGACCAAGACGUCGCCGAUUAUAAUCAAGGUGACGAUAACGAUAAAGAUGAUGUUAGAUAUAACGGUUACUAUUAUCAGGAUGAUGAAGCCCAAGAAAUUAAGGAUGGUGAUUUUGAUGUGGGUGAUCUUUACAAGGAUGAGGAUGUUGAUGAAGAUGAUGAUAAUGAUCGUGAUCAUGAUGAAGAGGAGAAGGAGGAUGGUGAUGAUGGGUACUCAGAUAAUGUUGAUUAUGGCGACGCAGAGAACAGAGGGAGAGAAGAAGAGAACAAUAAUGUAGAUAAUCAAGAUAGAAACAAGGAGAGCAACCGAGAAGAUACAAAUGUGAUAAAGAUGGAACCAGCAGGAAACAUGAUAAAGAAAGAACCAGUAGAACAAAUGAUAAAGAGGGAACCAGAGGAAAACAUAAAACAAGAAGCUCACGAAGAAACAGGUGAUCACUCGGAAACGAAAAGGAAUAACGGCGAAGAAAUGAUAAUGUUAGGAGGAAGGAAAACAGGAGGAGACGACGAUAUUUACAACGGUUAUUACAACACAAAAGAAAACGUAAAAAAGGUGCUGUUAAUGACGUACCAGCGCUCGGGGUCUUCCUUCGUCGGGGAGCUCCUGACCUCCGGGGGCGGCGCCAUGUACGUGUACGAGCCCCUGUUCCUCUGGCGCGCCCUCCUGGGACCCGGAGCUGACGUGGGCGUGGAGGAGAGGGCGGCUAGGGCUCUUGGGGACCUCCUAGACUGCAAGCCUGAGGUGCUGUUAAUGACGUACCAGCGCUCGGGGUCUUCCUUCGUCGGGGAGCUCCUGACCUCCGGGGGCGGCGCCAUGUACGUGUACGAGCCUCUGUUCCUCUGGCGCGCCCUCCUGGGACCCGGAGCUGACGUGGGCGUGGAGGAGAGGGCGGCUAGGGCUCUUGGGGACCUCCUAGACUGCAAGCCUGAGGGAUUAAUCACCAGUGGAAAUGCAAAAUAG
Molecule: messenger RNA, 1284 nt
Organism: Penaeus indicus
Lineage: Eukaryota; Metazoa; Arthropoda; Malacostraca; Decapoda; Penaeidae
Exons: 5
Coding region: 121-1284 (387 amino acids)
Biological process (GO): N-acetylglucosamine metabolic process; sulfur compound metabolic process
Molecular function (GO): N-acetylglucosamine 6-O-sulfotransferase activity
Source: RefSeq, a predicted model, not a curated record